Molecule: messenger RNA, 1206 nt
Organism: Catharus ustulatus (Swainson's thrush)
Lineage: Eukaryota; Metazoa; Chordata; Aves; Passeriformes; Turdidae
Exons: 5
Coding region: 12-1004 (330 amino acids)
Source: RefSeq, a predicted model, not a curated record
UCUCAACGGCGAUGGAUUUUGGGAUAGAAACUUCAAAAUGGUUGGAAAAGUCAAGGUUGGUUGGAAGAGUCAAGGUUGGGUGGAAGAGUCAAGGUUGGGUGAAGAGUCAAGGUUGGGUGGAAGAGUCAAGGUUGGGUGGAAGAGUCAAGGUUGGUUGGAAGAGUCAAGAUUGGGUGGAAGAGUCAAGAUUGGGUGAAGAGUCAAGGUUGGGUGAAGAGUCAAGGUUGGAUGGAAGAGUCAAGGUUGGGUGGAAGAGUCAAGAUUGGGUGGAAGAGUCAAGGUUGGGUCUCAACGGCGAUGGAUUUUGGGAUAGAAACUCCAAAUUGGAUGGAAGAGUCAGGGUUGGUUGGAAGAAUCAAGGUUGGGUGGAAGAGUCAAGGUUGGGUGAAGAGUCAAGGUUGGGUGAAGAGUCAAGGUUGGGUGGAAGAGUCAAGGUUGGGUGGAAGAGUCAAGGUUGGGUCUCAAUGGCGAUGGAUAUUGGGAUAGAAACGCCAAAUUGGAUGGAAGAGUCAAGGUUGGGUGGAAGAGUCAAGGUUGGGUGGAAGAGUCAAGGUUGGGUGGAAGAGUCAAGGUUGGUUGGAAGAGUCAAGGUUGGGUGGAAGAGUCAAGGUUGGGUGAAGAGUCAAGGUUGGGUGAAGAGUCAAGGUUGGGUGGAAGAGUCAAGGUUGGGUGAAGAGUCAAGGUUGGGUGGAAGAGUCAAGGUUGGGUGGAAGAGUCAAGGUUGGGUGGAAGAGUCAAGGUUGGAUGGAAGAGUCGAGGUUGGGUGGAAGAGUCAAGGUUGGGUCUCAACGGCGAUGGAUUUUAGGAUAGAAACUCCAAAUUGGAUGGAAGAGUCAGGGUUGGUUGGAAGAGUCAAGGUUGGUUGGAAGAGUCAGGGUUGGGUGGAAGAGUCAAGGUUGGUUGGAAGAGUCAAGGUUGGGUGGAAGAGUCAAGGUUGGUUGGAAGAGUCAAGGUUGGGUGGAAGAGUCAAGGCUGGGUCUCAACGGCGAUGGAUUUUGGGAUAGAAACGCCAAAUUGGGUGGAAGAGUCAAGGUCGGGUGGAAGAGUCAAGGUUGGGUGAAGAGUCAAGAUUGGGUGGAAGAGUCAAGGUUGGGCCUCAACAGCGAUGGAUUUUGGGGGCCGUUGGAUCAAAACACAAAGUUUUGGUCACUGGGGAUGAAUUUUGGGAUAGAAACGCCCCAAUUGGGUGGAAGAGUCAAGGUUGGA